CGAGGAGGAAGAUGGCGGCGCCUGGCCUGGCCUGAGGCCUGGUCUGUCCUUGUGAGGCCGGAGGGCGGCGGAUGGAAGAGAACGGAGAGAGAGAGAGAGAGAGAGAGAGAGAGAGGACAUGAGAGUUCUCUGGAGCCACCCCUGCCGUGAUGGGAAACGAACCAGCUUCUAGUCGAUAUUAAGGCAUUUGGAAACCAAAGUGCAGUAAGGAAACCAGUCCUCUAGGAAAAAGGAUUCCUCUCAAGGGGCUGAUCCUGCAGAAUUCCUACAUUCACUUUGGAUUAUAGAGUAGAACCAUAGAGUCGGAAGAGACUGCAUGAGGCACCCAGUCCAGGCCUCUGCCGGGCAGGAAAAGUGCAAAGUACCCCUGACAGAUGAGCAUCUAGCCUCUGUUUAAAGGAUUCCAAAGGAGCCUCCACUGCAUUUUGAGGCAGAGAGUUCCACCGCUGAACAGCUCUUUUUCAGUCAGGAAGUUCUUCUUAAUGUUCAGAUGGAAUCUACUUUCCUGUAAUUUGAACCCACUGCUGUGAGUAAUCAGAAAGGGAAAAAACAAGAAUCAAGCAUCAAUAUUGGAUUUAAAUGUACAUAACACUGCUGACAUGGAGAAGAAAUCAUAUAAAUGUAUUGAAUGUGGAAAGAGCUUUAGUUAUAGUACAACUCUACAAACACAUCAAAGGACUCACACUGGGGAGAAACCCUAUAAAUGCCUGGAGUGUGGACAGAGCUUUACUCGGAAGGGAAGCUUACAAACACAUCAAAGAACUCACACUGGGGAGAAACCCUUUACAUGCCUGGAGUGUGGACAGAGCUUUACUCGGAAGGGAAGCUUACAAACACAUCAAAGGACUCACACUGGGGAGAAACCCUAUAAGUGCUGGGAGUGUGGCCAGAGCUUCAUUCAUAGUACAAGUCUCCGUGUACAUCAAAGGACUCACACUGGGGAGAAACCCUAUAACUGCCUGGAGUGUGAACAGAGCUUCACUGAUCGUUCAGGCUUACGUAGACAUCAAAGGAUUCACACUGGGGAGAAACCCUAUACAUGCCUGGAGUGUGGACAGAGUUUUACUCGGAAGGGAAGCUUACAAACACAUCAAAGAACUCACACUGGUGAGAAACCCUAUAAAUGCCUAGAGUGUGAACAGAGCUUCACUUGUAGUUCAGGUCUAUGUAUACAUCAAAGGACUCACACUGGGGAGAAACCCUAUAAAUGCCUAGAGUGUGAACAGAGCUUCACUUGUAGUUCAGGUCUACGUAUACAUCAAAGGACUCACACUGGGGAGAAACCCUUUAAAUGCCUGGAGUGUGAACAGAGCUUCACCCGGAGUUCAGAUCUACAUUCACAUCAAAGGACUCACACUGGGGAGAAACACUUUAAAUGCCUGGAGUGUGGACAGAGCUUCUCUCAGAGUUCAGGCCUACGUUCACAUCAAAGGACUCACACUGGGGAGAAACCCUAUACAUGCCUGGAGUGUGGACAGAGCUUUACUCAUAGUUCAGGCCUACGUAGACAUCAAAGAACUCACACUGGGGAGAAACCCUAUACAUGCCUGGAGUGUGGACAGAACUUCACUCAUAGUUCAGGCCUACGUAGACAUCAAAGGACUCACACUGGGGAGAAACCCUAUAACUGCCUAGAGUGUGGACAGAGCUUCGCUCAGAAGGGAAGCUUACAUACACAUCAAAGGACUCACACUGGGGAGAAACCCUAUAAAUGCCUGGAGUGUGGACAGAGCUUCACUCAUAGUUCAGGCCUACGUAGACAUCAAAGGACUCACACUGGGGAGAAACCCUAUACAUGCCUGGAGUGUGGACAGAGCUUUACUCAUAGUUCAGGCCUACGUAGACAUCAAAGAACUCACACUGGGGAGAAACCCUAUACAUGCCUGGAGUGUGGACAGAGCUUCACUCAGAAUUCAGACCUACGUUCACAUCAAAGGACUCACACUGGGGAGAAACCCUAUACAUGCCUGGAGUGUGGACAGAGCUUUACUCAUAGUUCAGGCCUACGUAGACAUCAAAGGACUCACACUGGGGAGAAACCCUAUAAAUGCCUGGAGUGUGGACAGAGCUUUGCUCAGAGGGGAAAUCUACGUUCACAUCAAAGAACUCACACUGGGGAGAAACUCUAUAACUGCCUGGAGUGUGGACACAGCUUCGUUCAGAAGUCAGGCCUACGUUCGCAUCAAAGGACUCACACUGGGGAGAAAACUUAUAUGUGCCUGGAGUGUGGACAGAGCUUUGUUCAUAGUUCAGGCCUACGUAAACAUCAAAGGACUCACACUGGGGAGAAACCCUAUACAUGCCGGGAGUGUGGAAAGAGCUUUACUCGUAGUUCAGGUCUACGUUUACAUAAAAGAACUCACACUGGGGGGGAACCAUAGAAAUGCAUGGAGUAUGGACAGAGCUUUUCACAGAAUAACAUUAUGCAUAGACAUCAUAGAAUUCAGCCUGGAGAGAAUGGUGUUAAUUGACACCAGAGUGUCAUUCUAACAAGUAGAAAUGCAAUGCAACUCUUGCAAAUUUUGGAAAUGCAAGCUCAAAGUUGGGACAUUUCAUCACAUGUGGUGUAUUGUUGUCAAGGACAGAACGCCACAAGAUCAAAGAUAACAGAGUUUAUUGAAUUACAGAACUCAAAAAUGCCCGUAAAAUACAAGGGCCAGGCAGUAUUAGCCUUUAAAAGCAAAAAGGGGCAAGGAAAAACGUUCAAAAGAUAAACCGGAUUAAACCGGAGUUUAAUCCGGGUAAAAACAAACUGCUUGCUUCAGCCUGGGGAUAAACAAAACAAAAGCCGAGGAACAAACUAUACAAAAGAAUGCAACUAAUUGGCAGCAGAUUCCUCUCUGCUGCCAGCACUGUGCUUUGAGUAACUUGCGUCACUCCUACACACAGCAGGCAGGAUUUCCAACACGAACAGAUCAGCCGAGGAUUGUAGCAGUAGAGUAGACCCAGUUCCUUUCCGUAGAUCAAAGCCAGAAGCAGACGUUUGUAGUUUCCAAGUCCGAGUAGGGGGAAGUCAAGCCGUGGUCAGUUCAGUCCGAAAUUCAAAGCAGGAGAUGGCGUCCGUCAAGAAGACGACGGAAGGUCAAAGCUAAUGAGAGUAAGCACAGGUUUGCACAAACAAAAGCCCACACAAUUCCUCCCGCCGUCUGACCCUGAAUUCCAAAACAACUUACGUAUCAGCACACGAAAACACACCAGUCUUCAGGAAAGCGUCCCACACAGAUCCCAAGCGUUCGUCCAGAUUACCUUGCCCAACGCAAUUUGCAAUUGCUCCCAAGCCCCAUUUUAUGCCAGUUACAAAUCCUCAUCACUAUCAGCUGCCCUCCUUAACCCGGGCGUUUCCUCAUCACUUUCCUCAUCAGAGCUGGAACACCUCUGACUACGCCCCACAGCAUCUCCAGCUGUGGAUCCCGUCCCAUCCCUCCAGCUUGUCCAUGGGUCUAAUCCUGAAGGUCCCCAUUCAUCUUCCAUCCCAUCAUUGCCAGUGGCACCCAAUUCCUCCCUCACCCGAGUCCAAUCCAUCUCAUCCUCCUCCGAGCUAACCAGCCCCUCCUCCAUUCUCUCCGUAAACCCCUCAAAAGACUCUUCGUCAGAUGGUGCUGCAAAAAUAUCUCGCAGUCUCUUUCUUUCUCGCUCCUCGAGAGUAUCUGACUCUCGAGGAGUCUUACGCCCACGUCUGCCAGUAACAGAGCCAUGAGGCUCAAUCAUAACACUAUCCCCUCUCACAAAGGCCUCCUCCCCCGAAGGCGGAGAGGUGGCAGUGAUACCCUCCGCUAUAGCACCACGACGACUGGAGGUAUCUAAUUUCAACAGCGAACGAUGGAAAACUGGAUGGACCUUUAAACUAGACGGUAAACGCAAACGAAACGCAACGGAAGAAAUCUUUUUAACGAUAGGAAAGGGACCCAAAUACCGAGGCGCAAACUUUCCCCCAGCCUGUUUAAUAUGUUUGGAAGACAACCACACCAAAUCCCCUUCUUCCAACUCCUCCCCUGCCUGCCUGUGGCGGUCAGCCUGAGUCUUUUGCGUUGCCUUAGCUUCCAACAGUAAGCGACGGGCAACAUCAUGCAAUGCAGCCAUUUCCGAAGAGCGGUACACAGGGUCAGAAGAGACCACAUUGGUCGACGGCGCCACACCUCCCCGUGGGUGAAAACCAUAAGUUAGCUCAAAUGGCGUAUGCUGACUAGACGUGUGCACCGCAUUGUUGUAAGCGAACUCCGCCACCGGUAACCACUUCACCCAAGCAGUGGGUUGAUCUAAACAAAAACAACGUAAAUAUUGCUCUAAGAGCCCAUUAACCCGUUCCGACUGUCCAUCCGUUUGCGGAUGAAAGGCUGAAGAAACGUUUAACUUAGUACCUAAGCACUCAUGGAAGUGUUUCCAAAAGCGUGACACAAAUUGCGGAGCCCUAUCCGAAAUAAUCACCUCGGGUGCUCUGUGCAAACGAUAGAUGUGCUUAGUAAACAGUAAGGCCAACGUAGGGGCCGCCGGAAUGGUUGAACAAGGAAUAAAAUGAGCCAGUUUGCUAAAUAAAUCCACCACCACCCAAAUACAAGUAUAACCCCCAGACUUAGGCAAAUCCGAAAUGAAAUCCAUGGAAAUGAUUUGCCAUGGCCUCUCGGGAACAGGUAGAGACGACAACAACCCUCUAGGGCGCCCAACAGGCGUCUUACUCUGCUGGCAAACAGCGCAGCUGUCACAAAAGCGCAGAAUGUCUUGCCGCAUCUUUGGCCACCAGUAGCUCCUGGUGAUAAGCUGCACGGUCUUGAACCUGCCAAAGUGCCCAGCCAUGGGUUCGUCAUGGUGGGCUCUAAUCACCUCCAACCUGAGGGCCCCCACUGGUACAUAGACCUGCCCCCUGCGUACCAAUACUCCGUCUUGAUCUUGUAGGUGAGGCAGUAUUGUACGGUUACCUGCUGAUAACAGCAUAAGUUGCUUCUGAGUCCACACAUCAUCCCUCUGAGCCUCAAGGAUCUGGUCAUGUAACCCGAGCUCAUUAUCUACAACACAUAGAGAGGCAGUAGGCAAGAUGGUCUGACAUACUACCUGCCCAUUGGUCUUAAACUCCGGCUUGCGGGAUAAAGCAUCGGCCCGCAAGUUUGCCUUCCCCUCCACGAACUGCACUUUGAAGUUAAACCUGGAGAAAAACAAAGCCCAUCGGAUUUGACGCUGGUUUAACUUCUUUGCUGUUUGCAAGUGCUCUAAAUUCUUGUGAUCAGAUCUGACCACGAUUUGGUGCCGCGCCCCUUCUAGCCAGUGCCGCCACACCUCAAACGCCACCUUAAUCGCCAACAACUCCUUCUCCCAUAUGGUAUAGUUCUGCUCGAAUGGUGUUAGUUGCCGCGAGUAAAAUCCACAGGGACGCAAGGUCCCUGAGGAAUCUUUCUGAGACAAUACAGCCCCCAACGCGUAGCUAGAAGCGUCCGCUUCUACCACGAACGGUUUGUCAACAUCAGGAUGUGUUAGUAUGUUGUCUGAUUGAAAACUAGACUUUAGUUGUAAAAACGCGUCGUGAGCUUCCCGCCCCCACACAAAUGGCUGUUUCUUACGCAGGAGUUGCGUCAAAGGCACCGUGAGCUUUGCAAAAUUCGGAAUAAACUCCCGGUAGUAAUUAGCGAAUCCUAAGAACCUUUGCACAUCCUUCUUAGUCUUAAGCUCCUGCCAUGAGUUGACGGCGUCAACCUUAUGUGGGUCCAUUUUAAGUUCCCUACCUGACACUACAUGACCUAGGAACUCCACUUCAGGCACAUGAAAGACGCACUUGGAAGCCUUGGCGAAGAGCCCAUUAGCCCGCAGACGGUGCAGAACCUGCUUGACAUGUUGACGAUGUUCUUUCUCGUCCUUAGAAAAAAUCAAGAUAUCAUCCAAAUAAAUCACUAAAAAUUGGUCAAUUAGGUCCCUGAACACAUCGUUCAUGAACCUCUGGAAGACCGCAGGCGCAUUGCAAAGUCCGAAAGGCAUGACUCGGAACUCGUGGCAUCCGAAACACGUGUUAAAUGCCGUCUUCCAUUCAUCACCUUCCCGUAUUCGGAUUAAGUUAUAUGCCCCCCGCAGGUCAAGCUUGGUAAAGACCUUGGCCCCUUGCACCCUUGAUAACAGUUCCGAGAUUAAAGGUAGCGGGUACCUAUCCCGAAUGGUGUAUUUGUUUAGGAUCCGAUAGUCGCAGACCAACCUAAGUUCCCCAGUCUUUUUGGCUACAAAGAAUACUGGUGCCGCAGUUGGAGAGCUAGAUGGGCAAAUAAACCCCUUGGCUAAAUUUUCAUCUAGAAACUCUCGCAAAGCUUGCCUUUCCGGUACAGUCAAGGCAUACAGCCUUCCUGCUGGCAAUUUCGCACCUUCCGCUAACUUAAUGGCGCAAUCAUACGGCCUGUGCGGCGGUAACUUGUCCGCUUCUUUUUUACAAAAUACAUCAGAGAACUCCCCAUACUCAGCAGGCACUCCCUCCAUAUCAGAUUGAGUAACGUUCAGAGUGCAACAAUCCUGCCUCUUUAAGGUCAAUAUACGUGUCACCCAAUCUACUUGUGGAUUUACUACAGCUAGCCAAUCCAUCCCCAGGAUCACAUCGUAUCUAGGCAAGCUCGUAAUAUCCCACACAAACGUUCCCGUUACUCCCUGCACUUCCCACAUUACUGCUGAGGUUUCAUGGUUAACCACCCCAGUCUCCAGCAGUCUCCCAUCCGCUCCUUCCACCCACACGUCGCAUGCCUUGCGCACUCUAGGAAUGCCAUGCUUCCUAGCAAACUCAAUAUCUACAUAAGAGACCGUAGCCCCUGAGUCCAGCAGUGCCAAAGUAGAAACAAGUUCCCUUCCCCCAACAGAUAAUGUAAUGGGUACGAAAACAUGCUUCCUCCCCUCAGUUGACUGCUUUAGAAGCCCUAAUGCGUUGGACUCACGUCACACUAGGGCUGGCCUUUUCCCGAAAGCUGAGAAGGUUUCACAUUACAGUUUUUGGCAAAAUGCCCAGCAUUUCCACAGUACAAACACAACCCCAGCUGCCUCCUACGGCUCUUUUCCUCUGUAGACAGCUUUUUAAAGACCCCAAGCUCCAUAGGCUCUUCCCCCAUCACCACAGGUGCCCUGGUUACAUGCAUGGGUGGCGCACACAUUGCUUUCGAGUGUUUACGGGCCUCGAACCUGGCGUCCAAACGCAGCACCUUAGCUACUAAGGCAUCCCAAUUUUCAGCCGGCUCCAAGCGUGCUAAUUCAUCCUGGAGAUAAUCACUUAACCCAGCAGUAAACAAAAGCAUGAAUGCAUUUUCCCCCCAGUCCAGCUGGUGUCGAUACAAGUUAAACUUAUUUAAGUAAUCCAAAACAGUCCCCUUUCCCUGUUUCAACCGAUACAGAGCCCACCCAGCAUUCUCCGUGCGGAGAGGAUCCCCAAAAGUGUCAAUUAGUAACUUUUUGAAAUUAUUCAAAUUGUCCUUGACUGGGUCAUUUCCCAAAAUUAAAUUAGUGGCCCAUUGUCCUGCGGGACCGGUCAACAAACUCAAAAUAAAUGCCACCUUGCUAGUGUCUGUAGGGAAAGCAUGAGCACUGAGCUGGGAAAAAUAAAGCUCCACUUGUGCCAAAAAGGUUGGCAACUUGCACCUGGUUCCGUCAAAGCGUUCAGGAGUCAAAACAUGUCCUUUAACAGCAUAAGCUGUUUGACUGACGGUAAAAGCCGUUUGUAAUUGCUCGAACUUAGCCCUUAACUCAUCCAUCGUCUUCCUGACGGGUUUUAUUACUGCAAUAACUUUUUUAUGGGCGUUGGGCAAUCUGUCAAGGACAGAACGCCACAAGAUCAAAGAUAACAGAGUUUAUUGAAUUACAGAACUCAAAAAUGCCCGUAAAAUACAAGGGCCAGGCAGUAUUAGCCUUUAAAAGCAAAAAGGGGCAAGGAAAAACGUUCAAAAGAUAAACCGGAUUAAACUGGAGUUUAAUCCGGGUAAAAACAAACUGCUUGCUUCAGCCUGGGGAUAAACAAAACAAAAGCCGAGGAACAAACUAUACAAAAGAAUGCAACUAAUUGGCAGCAGAUUCCUCUCUGCUGCCAGCACUGUGCUUUGAGUAACUUGCGUCACUCCUACACACAGCAGGCAGGAUUUCCAACACGAACAGAUCAGCCGAGGAUUGUAGCAGUAGAGUAGACCCAGUUCCUUUCCGUAGAUCAAAGCCAGAAGCAGACGUUUGUAGUUUCCAAGUCCGAGUAGGGGGAAGUCAAGCCGUGGUCAGUUCAGUCCGAAAUUCAAAGCAGGAGAUGGCGUCCGUCAAGAAGACGACGGAAGGUCAAAGCUAAUGAGAGUAAGCACAGGUUUGCACAAACAAAAGCCCACACAAUUCCUCCCGCCGUCUGACCCUGAAUUCCAAAACAACUUACGUAUCAGCACACGAAAACACACCAGUCUUCAGGAAAGCGUCCCACACAGAUCCCAAGCGUUCGUCCAGAUUACCUUGCCCAACGCAAUUUGCAAUUGCUCCCAAGCCCCAUUUUAUGCCAGUUACAAAUCCUCAUCACUAUCAGCUGCCCUCCUUAACCCGGGCGUUUCCUCAUCACUUUCCUCAUCAGAGCUGGAACACCUCUGACUACGCCCCACAGCAUCUCCAGCUGUGGAUCCCGUCCCAUCCCUCCAGCUUGUCCAUGGGUCUAAUCCUGAAGGUCCCCAUUCAUCUUCCAUCCCAUCAUUGCCAGUGGCACCCAAUUCCUCCCUCACCCGAGUCCAAUCCAUCUCAUCCUCCUCCGAGCUAACCAGCCCCUCCUCCAUUCUCUCCGUAAACCCCUCAAAAGACUCUUCGUCAGAUGGUGCUGCAAAAAUAUCUCGCAGUCUCUUUCUUUCUCGCUCCUCGAGAGUAUCUGACUCUCGAGGAGUCUUACGCCCACGUCUGCCAGUAACAGAGCCAUGAGGCUCAAUCAUAACAAUUGUAGAAAGAUUGAACUAAAAAUACAGUGUUCCCUCACUUAUCCCGGGGGUUAGGUUCCAGGACCACCCGCAAUAAGUGAAAAUCCGCGAAGUAGGGAUGCUAUAUAUUUCUACAUUAUUUUAGUAGUUAUACACUAUUUUAGGUCUUUAUCAAGAAAUCAUGUGUUGAUAAAUCGCCUCCUUCUCCUCUUGUUGCCGCUUGGGCUCCUUUUCUCUCCCUUUGGCUUCUCCUUCCUCCCUUCCUUAGGCUGUACAUUGUAAUUUUUUAUUAUUUAUAGUCGUCUUUUAGAGUUUAUUGAAAAACCGCAAAACAGUGAAUCCGAAAAGAGCGAAGUAGUGAGGGAACUCUGUACGUUCCAUUCUGGAAGUAAUUAUAUUAUCUAAAGGGAGUAGAAUAAUGAGAGAUAAAAAUUAACAGAUAGAACGAGGCCUUUAGGCAUUUAUCCCUGUCGUUUGUUAGUUCAGUUGUGUCUCUAUGAAGGUAACUGUUUCGCAGGUCUGUUUGUUUCUGAUUUAGUUUUGUAUCUCAUGUAGUAGUUAGUUUCAUGUGUAGUUGAAGCAUUAUAUACAAUUUCUGCCUUUUUUGUAAUGUUGCUUUUAAUCUCUCUUUUUUAAUUUAUUUUUUGCCACAAAGAGGGGGAUUUAUAAGGGACAAAACUGCUGAAACUGUCAACUUGUUUUGUUCUCAACCCAAAGGUUUCCUGUUCUUUGGAUGCCGAGCGUUCAGGGAAGAGUGAGGUCUGUGAGAUCAGUGAGUAGAAAACAUGACACAAUUUAGAUAAUGGUUUGUGACACAACAACAACCCUUGUAGUAGUCAAUGGGAUAUUCUGUAUGCCUUCUUUAAUGUCAAGUAAGAUAUUGUGCUCAGAUAUAAAGAUUUAUAAAGGAAACACCACAAUGGAUAUAAAACAAUGGGAAGCGCGGGCAGCAGAUUAUAUGUGCUCACCACACCUCACACAGAUAGGACCACGUGUGCUAUAAACAUGGAAGAUGUGAUACAUUCACACAAGAUACAGGAAUGGGAUGUGUUUGUGUUACUCCUGCUCAGCUAAUGUUAUGGUCUGAUGGAAAUAUAAUAGAACCCGAUAAACAAACAUUCGGUUGAAAUGUAAAUGUAACAUAACUUUUGUUCAAGAUGAUGAAACUGGGAAUUUGGUGUACGUGGUGGAGAAUGGAGACAGUGAAAUAGACUUGAAGUUUAAAAAGUUAUCCAUAAAUAUAAGAUAAGGAAUUAAUUGGGAAAAAUUAAAUAUACUAGUAAAAACGAAUCAGCAGGUGAAGAAACAUUUGGAGAGUUAUGAGGAAAGAAGUAAGAAAGGUUUUGUUAGGAUCCAAGAGGUUGAUAGAGAACGUCAGAGCGUGGCCGCAUAAGGAAGCAGCCCGACAGAACGUCACUGGUGUGAUGAAAUCAACGGAUAUUCACCCAAAGUGGCAGCAGCAUGUUUACAUCUAUUGAUGCACCCAAUAGUAAGGUGAGGGCUACAAGGAGGGACUGAUCGAUUUUCUGUAUUUGAAAACAAAAUGCAAUACUUAGAAACGUAAUUGUGAACUGUGAUGUAUGUUGACUCUAUUGAGAGGGUUGAUGGGCCAAAGGGCCUGCAUUUCUAUUCUAUUUCUAUUCUAUUUCUGAUUGCUUUUAAUUAUGCAUUAUUAAGGUGUCUGCUUCAACUUAUUAUAUUAAAGAUGCAACCUGCCUUCUUCCAGAGGAGAGGCAAGUGUCCGUAUGUCGCCACUAUGUUUCCGGAACAUCUUGUGGUCGGCCGAUGUGGUUAAUGUGGUUAAGCUACUUACUGGAACAUAAGUGAACAACAUGUUUUUCUACAAAUGUUGUUCAUGAUAAAGGAAGCACACUUGCAACACUCUGUACUGCUCCAAAGAAAUGAGGAACUUCUUAGUUGUAAACAAGGGCAUUAUAUAUUGAGCUUCAUUUCAAAUGUUCUUCACGGCGGUCACCUUUGAUUUCUCCGUCCGUCUAUACUGCAGUAUAAUAAAGGUACUUGUUUUAAACUC
Molecule: messenger RNA, 10908 nt
Organism: Anolis carolinensis (green anole)
Lineage: Eukaryota; Metazoa; Chordata; Lepidosauria; Squamata; Anolidae
Product: zinc finger protein 850-like
Exons: 2
Coding region: 600-2381 (593 amino acids)
Biological process (GO): regulation of transcription by RNA polymerase II
Cellular component (GO): nucleus
Molecular function (GO): DNA-binding transcription factor activity, RNA polymerase II-specific; RNA polymerase II cis-regulatory region sequence-specific DNA binding
Source: RefSeq, a predicted model, not a curated record